Messenger RNA from Lachancea thermotolerans CBS 6340, 1785 nucleotides. It is a transcript of the gene DAS1, whose product is annotated as SCF ubiquitin ligase complex subunit DAS1. The record is from RefSeq and is a predicted model, not a curated record. The transcript has a single exon. Gene Ontology annotation, molecular function: protein binding. NCBI's taxonomy places the organism in Eukaryota, Fungi, Ascomycota, Saccharomycetes, Saccharomycetales, Saccharomycetaceae. The coding region runs from base 1 to 1785 and encodes 594 amino acids.
AUGACGCGAGCUCAAGAAGAUUUGGCGGAAUACGGAUCACUACUCAAUAAACUUCCUACGGCGCUGCUACAGGAGGUUUUGUCGCAUCUCUCACAGCAGGACCGCGUAAAUGCCUGCUUGGUGAACCGCAAAUUCAAUGAAAUCGCCACGAAGUUGGUGUACCGCAGGAUAUACCUUAACGAUUCGAACGUUGUUCGAAGCGACAUCAUGAACGUCGCAGUCAACUGGACUCUACUGUACGUCCCUAACCGGCUGCCGGAAGAAAGCGCACGGAGUGUUGCGAACCGGAAGCUGAGGAUACUGAUCAGGACGCUGCGAUCGAGCAAACGCGCUGUGAACUGUGUGGAGUGGGUUCGCAUAAACUGGGACCUAAAUCCCCUAUACCAGAAGAAUUUGUUGUCAAUCGUGUGCAAUGAAAGUGCGUCUCUGUUGAGACUAGAGAAUGUCACGGAUCCUUCUUGUAACGACAUUAUCGCCAAUGGGCGCGUGUCGAGCACAAAGCUAACAAGCUUUGAUAUGGCGCCUCCGAGCCCGAACGCGGGCUCCGAAGUUGAACCUGCAUACAUUCCGAACUUGAAGAAAUACCUCACGCAGCGCAUUUCAUCACAUAUCACAUUCAUGAACCUGUUCAUGGACCCUCUUGUAUUGUUCACGUAUCUUUACCCAUUGAGGGACAAGCUGCAGGUGGUGGAUCUCAAGUUGCACUGGAGAAUAGAGUUUUUUCCCCAGGAGCACUUUGUGCAUAAAAUAUCCGAGCGGCCGCUCACCCAGCUUUCUGAUGUCUUUGACCCUAGGUCCUUGAAAGUCCUUACCAUAGUAUCAUGGCAUGAAUGUCUUCUCCCUAAUGAGCUAAGUAUGAUCAAACAGCUCAAAGAAUUCACCAGUAUUGAAGACCUGUCGUUGAUAUCAAUCGAACAAGAGAGCUUGCCUUUGAUAGGCCUCUUUAGCAGUCUUACGGGGCUUAAAAGGCUCAAAACUGAUUUCAUCGAAGAGCUGUCUCCCCAGUCCACUAGACCAGAGCUAUUCCUUACCAUAUUACACAAUUGCAGGGAUCUUGAGUUCCUAGACAUGAGGUUUGAGGGUCUAGAUGCGCCUAUAAUAAACGUUGAAAACGGAGAGUUCCAAAUCUCUCAAAAAUGCCACUGCAGCCGUUGCAUGCACGUUUUCGACUCAAUUAUUCGCCAAAAGCUGUUUCUCUUCCCAGAAGAUUAUCUUGUAGCAGGAAUUCAAGACGUCACAACUAAGGACAUUUUCAGAAUGAUGAGGUUUAAUUGCUUACUGCCAUACUCGAAGGCGUGUGACUACUACCCUAGUGUUAGGACUUACCCCAUGGACAUAGAGAGCUUCGUUCUACUUAUGAAUAGCAGCUUAAGGCUUUACAGAGCUAGCCGUUGCCAGCUCAUCAGAGACCCAGUGGUGCCUUUAGACACAGGCGAUCUGGUAGACAGCGAAGACGACGACGAGGACACAAACAUGAUUCUGCCCCAUAAACCGCUAACGAAGCAAGACGUAUUAGACUGUUAUCACGCGCUUAUCCACCAUCAAAGGCGCACAUACAUUGCCCUCUUGAGUCAAUUUCCAAAGCUGCGGUUUCUGGUUCUGAAUGAUGUCGCCACGGUUGUGAUAAAUGAGGACGACGAGAGGAUAUUACAGCCAGUAUUUUACAAUAAUGGGUUUGUUUCGAAUCUUAAAGGAUGGACUGAUAAUGGCAAAAGCCAAAGAGAUUCUAGGGUAUUCAUGGAAAAGUCGGCGCUCUAUGAAAGUAUGAAGAGGCUUGAAGUAUAA